This is a messenger RNA of Branchiostoma floridae (Florida lancelet), 1590 nucleotides long. RefSeq names its product caspase-3-like. The record is from RefSeq and is a predicted model, not a curated record. Bases 8 to 1195 code for a protein of 395 amino acids. Gene Ontology annotation, biological process: proteolysis; apoptotic process. The transcript is spliced from 6 exons. NCBI's taxonomy places the organism in Eukaryota, Metazoa, Chordata, Leptocardii, Amphioxiformes, Branchiostomatidae. Gene Ontology annotation, cellular component: cytoplasm.
CUUCAAAAUGUCAGAUUGGAACAGCGUAUCAGAUUCUCCUGACAUCCCUACUGAUGGCCCUACGUCAACCAGUACCAGCAAUGAUGAUAAAGAUCAAGGAGAAAAUGAAGAGAUGGAAGAGCAAGAAGAAUCAAUGGAUGAGGAUGAGACAUAUGAGUCCCCAAGACCUUCAGCUUCACUAACGGACCAGAUCAAAGCCAUGCAACAAGGUAUGACCAUGAUUAGCCGUAACAUGAGCUACCUGAUGCAGAGGGCUACACGGGAAGAGGAAGAUCGGAAGAGGAAAAUUGACAGCCUUAAGGAUAGUUUGGAUGUCAAUGAAAGUCAACUCAAAAGCCUCAAGGGUAAAAAAAAGAAACUGGAAGCCAAUUUACUGAAGGCCCAAGAGUGCUCAAAUGCCCAGAGGGUUGCUACCUUGUACAAGACAAUAAAUACUCUACAAACCACUAUAUUCUCAUCUUUCUAUCCAAUAAGAAACAGAUUCAAAACAAAUGGCCGUGUCAUGAUGAUCAACACACACUUCACAGUCAAAGAGAUGGAAGAAAGAAGUGGUGCAGAAAGAGACACUCAAAAACUAGAAGAGGCUUUUAAAAGUCUGCAGGUCAACACUGAAGUGAAGCCUCAUCAGAACCUCAAACUGCCCGAAAUGCUGAAAGCACUAAAGGAAGAGGCCAACAGAGACCACGAUAACGAAGAUUUCUUUGUUUGUUGUAUUAUGAGUCAUGGGACACAGGGCAAGGUGUAUGCUUCUGAUGGUUUUAGUAUUGAUAUUCUUGACAUUCUUUCUUUAUUUAAGGAGAAACGAUGCUCUUCUCUUAUGAGUAAACCCAAGCUCUUUUUCAUCCAAGCCUGUCAGGGGGAUAAAGAACAAGAAAUAGCUGGUCCUUACCGCGAUGCUUUCAAUUCACCCUCACUCACUCAAGCAAGCUACACUACAGAGGCUGAUUUCCUAAUUGCUCUAGCUACAGUACCUGGGUAUGUGGCAUACAGGGGGGAGGAUGGGGCUGACUUUGUGAAUGUUUUGGCAAGGGUGUUGAAGGAACAUGGAAAAUCCCAAGACCUGAUGAGUAUGAUGACAAUAGUAAGUGAGGAACUAAACAACAAAUAUGGCAACAGUCCUUUCUGUAGUACGACACUCCGGCGCAAGCUGUUCUUCACUCACAACUUGCCUGUCAGGCCUAAUACAGAGAGUUAAAAUGAGAAUGUCAAUACCAUUAACAGCGAGCAGAUUACAAUUGGACUGAGCAGUUGUGUUUGGACUAUUGCUUGUAGAUUUUCAAGUUUUAUAACUGUCAGAUAAUAUGUGUCAGAUAUUUUGUAUGAAGGUUCUAUGUUACACAAUGCAUCAUAAUACCUCCCAGUGAGAGUUUUCAUGCUUCAUUAAAAGCAUCGAACCUUCCCACAAAAUAUCUGACACAUAGGUAUAAAAGUCUACAAGCAAUAGUCCAAAGACAACUGCUCAGUCCAAUUCUGCUCGCUGUUUGUUGUUUGUGGCAUUGAGUACAGAUGCUUUAGCCAGAGUAAAUAAUUAGCAAGACAAGGGUGAGCAUGCAAUGGUAGCUAAGAAGAGUGAGAUCAUGGCAAGGUUAU